Messenger RNA from Vicugna pacos (alpaca), 2680 nucleotides. It is a transcript of the gene ZNF565, whose product is annotated as zinc finger protein 565. Lineage: Eukaryota; Metazoa; Chordata; Mammalia; Artiodactyla; Camelidae. Gene Ontology annotation, molecular function: RNA polymerase II cis-regulatory region sequence-specific DNA binding; DNA-binding transcription factor activity. Gene Ontology annotation, biological process: regulation of transcription by RNA polymerase II. The record is from RefSeq and is a predicted model, not a curated record.
CGAAUUUGGCGGCCUCUUCCCGUGAUUAUGAGGCUCUUGGGGUGAGGAGUCCUGCCUUGGAGGAAGAUCAUCCCAAGCCUGGUAGGAGGUUUGAAGCGGGUACUCACCUCUUUGAAAUUUCUCGAGGGCAGUGUCAAACGGGCCAAGACCAGACCCUGAAGUAAGAGAACGCCAUCUUGUCCGUGGCUGGUCUGGCCCAGGACUACAUUUCCCAGAGUUCACGGCGGCCCAGCGUUACGUCUCUCUUGACGUCGUGGCGAGAUCGUUAAUUCCGCAGAGACCCGGACGCGACCAAGGGGAGGCAGAAGGACUCUGCCUUGUUCAAGAGAAGAAGCUCAAGAAAUCCAAGCAGGUUAGGUAGUUCUAAAAGCCAUGACCCAGGGAUUGGUGACCUUCAGGGAUGUGGCCGUAGAGUUCUCUCAGGAAGAAUGGAAGUGCCUAGAACCCGCCCAGAGGGACUUGUACAGGGAUGUGACUUUGGAGAACUUCGGUAACUUGGUCUCACUAGGACUUUCCAUCUCUAAGCCCGAUGUCAUCUCCUUACUGGAGCAAGGGAAGGAACCCUGGUUGAUUGCAAACGACAUGACAGGACCAUGGUGCCCGGAUUUGGAGUCCAAGUGUGAGAAAUUUCUACAAAAAGAUAUCUUUGAAGUAGAGUCAUUCAAUUGGGAGCUAAUGGAAGACUUUAAAUGCUGUGAUUUUGAGGGCUCCAGUUUCAGAGAUAACUGGGCAUACAGAGGCCAGUUUGAAAGACAACAAGUAAAUCAUGAGUGCUGUUUCAACCAAGUGAAAAUUGCCUAUGAGAACAUGCCCACUUUUGAGCAUCAUGUGUCCCUCCCCCUACGGCACAGCAACGAGACCGGCGAGAAGCUGACAGAAUGUCAUGAAUGCGGGAAAGCCUUCAGCCGUGGCUCACACCUUACUCAACAUCAGAAAACUCACACUGGUGAAAAGCCCUUUGAAUGCAAAGACUGCGGGAAGGCCUUUAGUCGUACCUCCCACCUCGUUCAACAUCAGCGAAUUCAUACAGGUGAGAAACCUUAUGACUGUAAGGACUGUGGGAAGGCCUUUGGUCGCACUUCAGAACUCAUUCUGCAUCAGAGACUUCAUACGGGAGUCAAACCCUAUGAGUGUAAAGAAUGCGGAAAGGCCUUCAGACAGCACUCGCAACUUAUUCUGCACCGUAGAACUCAUACAGGUGAGAAACCCUAUGUAUGCAAAGACUGCGGCAAGGCUUUUAUUCGUGGUUCACAACUUACUGUUCAUCGGAGAAUUCACACAGGGGCUAGACCCUAUCAGUGUCAGGAAUGUGGGAAGGCCUUUAGACAGCAUUCACAGCUUACUGUCCAUCAGAGGAUUCAUACUGGGGAGAAACCCUAUGAAUGUAAGGAAUGUGGAAAGGGCUUUAUUCAUAGCUCAGAAGUUACUCGACAUCAGAGAAUUCAUUCUGGGGAGAAACCUUACGAAUGUAAGGAAUGCGGGAAGGCCUUCCGACAGCACGCACAGCUUACACGACAUCAGAGAGUUCACACUGGUGACAGACCCUACGAAUGUAAGGACUGUGGGAAGGCCUUUAGUCGUAGUUCAUACCUUAUUCAGCAUCAGAGAAUUCAUACAGGUGACAAGCCCUACGAAUGUAAGGAAUGUGGGAAAGCCUUUAUUCGGGUUUCACAGCUGACUCACCAUCAGCGAAUCCAUACCUGUGAGAAACCCUAUCAGUGUAGGGAAUGUGGAAUGGCCUUUAUUCGUAGUUCACAACUUACAGAACAUCAGAGAAUUCAUCCCGGUAUCAAACCUUAUGAAUGUAGAGAUUGUGGGCAGGCCUUUAUCCUUGGCUCACAGCUCAUUGAACACUACAGAAUUCAUACUGGUUAGAAAGCCUUGAUGUUCGGGGUGUGGGAAAGCCUUCAUAUGGAAUCCACGCCUGACUCAGUAUUAGAUAACGCGUAAUGUAAUGUGAUUAUUGGCAGAGAACCUUCAUUUGUCCCUUCCGUUAUGGAACAUCAGAUAACCCUGAUGAACGCAGAAGAGAAUUCAAUAAAUGUGGGAAUUUUUUUUGCCUCACACUCACUGUUUACUAAGCAUCAGAGAGUUUAUAUGGAAAAAAAAAGUAAUAUGAAUAUAGAAAAGCCUCCUGUUACUACUCAAAGUGUGUUAAACUUCUGAGAACUCCCAAUAGAAAAUGACCCUCUUAAAAUAUUUUGUGAAUGUGCCUUUUGCCAUACACCUUACUUAACAUUAUCUCACUUCCGCCAACUACUGACUGUAUAGCAUUGGGCAAAUUACGCAAUGUCUUUGUUCCUCAGUUUACUUAUUUUUAAGCAGUAAUAAUUAUACCUACCUAACAGAGUUUUCACGAGGACUGCCAGAUAUUUUAUAUAAAGCCUAUGCUCAAUAAAUACUAGUUACUGUCAAUAACAGUAUUACUUUAUACUAAUAUUUAAGUAGUAAUAAACUUAAGGCAUGUGUGUGAGAGGAGAGCCUUAUGAAUGUAUCAAAUAUCAAAAAGCCUUGUUAGGAUGAUUCAUUCUGAAGAACAGUAGUAAAGUGUCAUUAUCAUGAGAAGGUCUUCAUUUUUAAAACAUUAAAAAAAAAUUUUUAAUGUUAUAAAUUUUGAAGAUUAGAAAUUAACAAAAGAGUAGCAAAAAGAAAUCUGCCCAUUUAGAAAUCUAAAACCACC